AUGGAAUACUAUCCUACUGUUGUUCGAAACUCUGGAUUAGCCUUCAAGUCAACUUGUAGCCGUCUUGGGACCAUUGUCGCACCACAGCUUUUCGUUUUGAGCAUUUGGGAAUCGCUGCCGUACAUCGUUCUCACAGCAAUGGCCACACUGGAUACAAUAUUCUACCAGUUGGUGAUCCCGGAAACGAAGGGAAAACCGCUACCGGAAAAUCUUCCGCCUAAGCGCGAAAAAUUAGCACGUGCUACCUCCUUGGUGAAAGUUUGA
Messenger RNA from Cooperia oncophora, 264 nucleotides. Lineage: Eukaryota; Metazoa; Nematoda; Chromadorea; Rhabditida; Trichostrongylidae. The record is from the annotation of a GenBank genome assembly.